CUGUGUGGAUAACAGUUCAGUGAUAGCAGCACUCGGCUCAGGUAUCCUGCCUGUGCAUUGUUUUUUUUUGUUGUUCAGAUGGCGUGUAGAGGAUGUUGGGGCAAUGAGAUUUUAUUAUCUUUAGUACUAUUUUUGAUUGUACUUUCAUUUUGCCAUGGCACAAGACUUACAAAGCGUAAGGCAUUGGAUAAAGCAAGAGGUAAUUCAAAAGUUAGCCAUGGUGAAAAUGAACCGAGUGAAUUGCAUCCUGGAGAACUCUUGAUUGGGCAGAAUCCUCUUCAAGGUGCUGGAGUCAAAAGUGCUGAGGACUCUGAGAACCUACUGGAAAUUGGUACAGGUUACCAGGCAGACAUGGGUUGGGGGGAGUCCAAGCAACCUGAUGGGCGUGAUCAUGACUUGUCAAGACAGAGGCGAGACUAUGCAGCAGUGAAACAUCUCCUUCAAAUGGAUCCCAAGGUUGAAUGCACUGGAAACUCUAUGAAGCUUCAAGUUCAAGAUGCUGCUUCCACCCCUGGAUCUCUGUUGUUUGUUGACAGGGGAAGUCGCCUUUCUCCUCUGCCACUGUCCCACUUGCCCGCAAGCUGUGGUUACUCCAUCAGGUCAACACCAAGAGAUUUGGUCUUGGUUGCACCAUAUGAUGGCUGCUUUGUAGCGCUGGAGGAGGACACGUACGUACUCCCACUGCGCUGGGGGGGUUUACCAGUAAAGAUGUCGUGCCCUUUGAUGAAGCAGUCUUCACCCAACCCUCCAAUCGUCACCUGCCAUGCUGAGGGCAUGGUAGUGAAAAUGGACUCGACUACUUCUGUUGCAGAUAUAAAAGUGAAGUUGACAGGUGACUGGGAGCCUUUGAUGACUGCCUCGCCGAGAUGUGGGUUCAGCAUUGUUGCUCAUCCUGAAGGCGUGGUCAUCUCUGUUCACUAUGCACCCUGCCUGAAGAAAAAGGAUGGCAUGUAUACACUGGAACUGGCUGGAGAUGGAGAUGCUAAAAUAUCCUGUCCAUCAAUGUCACCAGCUGAAACCACUAAGAAUCCUGUAAAUUACCCAACCCAACAAACUGGAGCACCAACCCCAGCUUUUGAGCCACCACAGACUGAAGCCCCUCAGACACCAGCUGAAACACCUACUGCUGGUCCAAAGCUUGAGGCCCCUCAAGGUCAAAAAUACCAUCCAUUUUACCACUACUUGUACCCUCAGCCAGAAUAUGACAAUAAACCAGCUACAAAGCCCCAAAGACCACCACAGCCUCAGGACCAAGUACACCAGAUAUUCCACACUCAACCAGAGUCUGAAAAAACAACUGCCCCCAAACCUUCACAGCCUGAAGUAUAUCAGCCAUUCAACCCCUACUAUCAACUAAUGUCCACUGUUCCACCAAAACCACAAAAGCCAGAAGUUCCUUGGGACCAAGUGCACCAGCCAUUUUCCCUCAAUGCACCUCCUGUGCAGCCACAGCCUGAAGACCCUCAGGAACAUGUGCUCCAUCCAGUUUACUACCCCUUUGACUCGCAACCUGAAAAUGAACCCUCUGCACCCCUUGAACCACCAAAGCCUCAAGUUUCUCAGGGCCAAGUACAACAGGUGUUUCCCUGGAAGCCAGCUGAGAGACCAACUGCAGCUCCUGUGCAGCCACAGCGUGAAGACCCUCGGGGACGAAUGCUCCAUCCAGUUUACUGCCCCCUUCAGUCAAACCCUGAAAAUAAACCAGCAACAAAACCCACUGCACCCCAAGAACCACCAAAGCCUGAAGUUGAUCAGGAUCAAGUGCACCAGUCUUUUUUCCUUGAAGCACCAUUUUACAACUACCCUCAACCAGAACCCACUGCACCCCAAGAACCACCAAAGCCUGAAGUUCCUCAGGGCCAAGUGUACCAGCAGUUUCCCAUGCCACCAGCUGAGAGACCAACUGCAGCUCCUGCACAGCCACAGUCUGAAGACCCUCAGGGACAAAUGCUCCUUCCAUUCUACUACAAUACACCUAAACCAGCAACAAAUCCUACAGUUAGUCAUGGUCAAGUUUACCAACCAUUUUCCCCCAAACCAGCUGGGAGGCCAACUGCAGCUCCUCCACAGCCACAGCCUGAAGACCCUCAGAGCCCUGUGUACUGCCCUAAAUCUUGCCCAUCUGGAUUAUCUAAUUGUUGUGUACAAAUUGCUUUUCAUCAACAUCUGCAUCACAUUGUACCUGCAAAGGAGACGGGUCAAGUCUAUACAGGUCUGCCAUUCCUGCCUUCAGGGGUUUAUUCUGGGUUUGACCAAGGUUUGGGGUUUCCUCCUCUUCCUCAAAUGCCAACCACAACUUCCACCUCUGCACCUGUCCACUCUCCGCCCAUUCCUUGUAAAAAUAGGAAGCAGCCACCAGAUUCCAACCCUGAUGCCAUGAGUGGUAGUAAUCCUAGCAACCCUACAUAUCAACAACCAAGUUACCCUUAUGUUGUACCUAACCCAAUGCCUCAGUGGCCAAAUGAAUAUCUACAGACAUUACCAGGACACUACAGUGGGUCCUCUCAACCACAAAUUCAAAGUAAUCAAGUGCAACAUGGCCAACCUUCAGCUGAGGAGCAAAACAAACCAUUGCAAUCCAACAGCAACUCCAUGGACUCUGAAGAGCUCAGACAUAAUCAAGCCCAGCAUGAGCCUUAUAAUUAUCUGGUCCCUCACUACCUGCAAUAAGGUGCUCAGGCACCUAACCAAGGGAUCCUUAACCCUGCCUCACAACCUUUUGUCAGUGGCUCAAGGAAUCUGAACAAAAGAGUGAUGUGCUUCUCCAACAUGGUCCACCAGGAAGGUAGACAACUGGCUACAAUGGACCACCCCUGCCUGUCAGAGACUUCUUUCAUGGUUCAAACCUCCUCGCACAAAAUCUUGCAAGGCAUAAAAAUAAAAUACAUCUUAAAAAUGCAAAGCCCCCACAGGAGAAACUCCAAUUCCCCAAAUGGAUGGGGAGAGUACAGUCUAAUCCCUUACCCUGGAAUACAGACUACAUGCAAAGACCUGGUGAUGGCUCAAGCUUGUUGCAUCACUUCGCUGCACCGGUUGGCCCUCAUUUUUUUGCCUUUGCCCCAGGAUCCCUCUUUCAGCUCAGAAAAUUCUAAGCCAAAACUCCCAGACUUCUGGACCCCCACGGCACUACUUGACUCAAGCAAAAUAAUUCCACCUCCGAUUCCUGCCAAGGUAUUUCAACCAUGGAGCUCUGCAGUUAACCACCCAGCAAAUGGACUUCACCAACCCAUUCAGGGAGAAGGUGAAAAUUGAAAGCAGAAAUGAGUUGCCCUCAAUAAAUGAUUGAAGCAUA
Labrus bergylta (ballan wrasse) is the source of this 3292-nucleotide messenger RNA. RefSeq lists its product as uncharacterized. The record is from RefSeq and is a predicted model, not a curated record. NCBI's taxonomy places the organism in Eukaryota, Metazoa, Chordata, Actinopteri, Labriformes, Labridae.